AUGCGUUCCAUCAGAUCUGAAACUUUUGGCAUCGAUGAAGUACCUGACAUUAAGUUUCUUUCAAUGGUUGCAGGAGAGAAGAUUGAGAACAACUUAACAAAGGUUGUAUUGUUCACAUGGAUAUUCUUUGUGCUCAUCCUGACACAAAGUUACACAGCAAGUCUCGCAUCCAUCUUAACAACACGACAGUUGCAACCAACAAUCACAGAUGUUAGUGACAUAAUAAAAAAUGGAUAUUAUGUGGGAUACCAAGAUGGUUCGUUUAUGAAUGAAUUCUUGAUAGACCAUUUGAAAUUGGACCCGUCCAAGCUCAGAAAUUAUAGCACUCCAGAAGAAUAUCAUUAUGCUUUAUCUAAUGGAACAGAUAAUGGAGGAGUUGCUGCAAUUUUUGAUGAACUUCCUUAUAUCCAAGUCUUCCUCAAUACGUAUUGUAAUAAAUACACCAUGGUUGGACGCACCUACUCCUCUGAAGGAUUUGGCUUUGUCUUUCCUAAAGGCUCUCCUUUAAUUUCUUAUAUGUCAAUGGCAAUCUUAAAUCUGACUGAUGAUGGGACAUUGGACAUACUUAAGCAAGGGUGGUUAGAAAGUCAAACAAAUUGUAACACCGCAGAUGCUUCUUCCAUAGCAACCGACAAGCUUUCUUUGCGAAGCUUCGGAGGUCUCUUAAUCAUCAUAAUAGCCGUUUCAGUCCUUGCACUGUUAAUACACUUUUUCCUGUCUGUGUAUGGCAGUUGGCAUGUACGAACCGCCAGGAUAUCUCUACAAUCAUCUUGGCAAAACACUAGACAAAGGAUUAGUUAUAUUCUUUGUUAUAUAACAAAUGGUCUCAGUGGGAGGUGGUACCCUGAAACUCAAGUUGUACCCAUGGAAAGAGAAGAAGGCAUUGUCAGAGAAGAACUAGAAUCCAUAGAACUUCAAUGUAGGGCUGCAGAGCAUAGUGAGCAUAGUGAAGAACACAUUGUUGACAAUUUGGAUCCUCCCCUGCCGCUUGCCCGUGCGGCCGGCAUGCAGCCUCACGUAGGUAGGGACAAAAUGACAGCUCUACCCAUUGAUCGAGCACCCUGCACGAGUGGAGUAGGGUGGUCAUUUCACCCUUCCCUAAGUGAGGGUGCACGCCGACCGCAUAGGCAGGCGGCAGCAGAGGAUCACGAUCCCAUUGUUGAACAUGAAGUCAUUAUUGGAGGACUCUCAUGUCACUGCUCAAGGAGGUCCAUACAAUCCUCUAAACCAUUAUAA
Messenger RNA from Telopea speciosissima, 1236 nucleotides. RefSeq names its product glutamate receptor 2.8-like. The record is from RefSeq and is a predicted model, not a curated record. Gene Ontology annotation, cellular component: plasma membrane. The transcript is spliced from 2 exons. The coding region runs from base 1 to 1236 and encodes 411 amino acids. Gene Ontology annotation, molecular function: ligand-gated monoatomic ion channel activity; signaling receptor activity. Lineage: Eukaryota; Viridiplantae; Streptophyta; Magnoliopsida; Proteales; Proteaceae.